Molecule: messenger RNA, 1041 nt
Organism: Brassicogethes aeneus
Lineage: Eukaryota; Metazoa; Arthropoda; Insecta; Coleoptera; Nitidulidae
Source: the annotation of a GenBank genome assembly
UUAAUAGAAAGUUGUGUUACGUUUACUUUUGUGCUUUAUGGCACUUGGUUUUUAAUUACAGAGAUAUUUUGCAGCGCUUUACCUUUCGGCAUUUUGUUUACAAUUGCCCUUAUUGCUGCAGUACAUUUUUUAAGGGUUCCUGCACCUGAUCCAAGUAUUGUAGAGGCGAUUGUUGGAAAAGAGUUGGACUUAGAAGGCGAUGGGUAUCAAAUGAAAACAGUGGCUCACAGAGGGGCUGGUUUAGAUGCUCCCGAAAACAGUUUAGCUGCCUUCAAAAUGUGCAAUGAUAAUGGCUGUGAUGCAAUCGAAUUUGACGUAAGUUUAACAAGCGAUGGGGUACCCAUAGUGUUUCAUGAUAACACAGUUGAAAGAAUGUCAGACUCAAAUAAAGAAAUUAGUAAAACUCAAUGGGUGGAUUUGGCCAAGUUGGAUAUUUCUGUGAAGCAUCCUUACAAGGAUCGCUAUCCUAACACUAAUAUACCAACGCUUCAGCAAACUGUAGAGCAGCUGCUAUCAUCUGGACAAAAAAUGUUUAUCGACAUUAAAGAUAAUAAUACCAAGAUGGUAAAAAUAAUUCACGAUUUAUUUGCUCAACACAACGAAUUGUACUCAAAGGCUGUGGUGUCAUCAUUUUUCCCAAACAUUGUAUAUCUGAUAAGAAAAGGUGACCCCAAAAUCGUAUGUUCCAUGGCAUGGAGACCAAAUGUUUUUGCUAAUGAAUAUUUUAAAUACCCUGAAGGUCCUGGACCCAGGAGAUAUUCCAUUUGGUACAAACACUACACUGCUUAUCUCUUAGACAUUCUACUUGAGUGGGCUUUUCCCAGGGUAUUGUUUUACCUUUUAGGCCUUUCAAUUGUUUUAUUGCACAAGGAUCACAUUAGUCCGCAAGUAAUAUAUAAAUGGCGAAAAAAGGGUGUUAGGGUGAUGGCUUGGACUGUCAACAGUCCCACUGAAAAGCAACAUUUGGCGCGCAAUUUAAAAAUAACAUAUCUAACUGAUACGCUCACUGGUGAAAGUACAACUCAUUCAUUAAGUUGCUAA